Molecule: messenger RNA, 1257 nt
Organism: Zea mays
Lineage: Eukaryota; Viridiplantae; Streptophyta; Magnoliopsida; Poales; Poaceae
Exons: 7
Coding region: 101-970 (289 amino acids)
Biological process (GO): protein quality control for misfolded or incompletely synthesized proteins
Cellular component (GO): endopeptidase Clp complex
Molecular function (GO): ATP-dependent peptidase activity; serine-type endopeptidase activity; ATPase binding
Source: RefSeq, marked provisional
CGACUGCGGGAGCUUAUCCGCACUCCGACCGGUGCCACCUCCAAGCUGAGCCCGCUCCUAGACUCCCAGUCCCCUCCGCAGUCCGCACCGCCGCCUCGCCAUGGAGGCAGCUGCCGCCGCCUUCUUGUCCCCUCCCCGCGUCGCCCUCGACGUCCGCACACUCUUCUCCCCGCCCCGUUGCCUCCCCGUCUCGCCCUCAUCCCAGCUCCGCCUCGCUGCCCGCCCCCGCGCGCUCGCCGGCGCCAAGCCGCGGUUCCUGAGCCCCCAUCGAGAACCCGCCGUCGACGGCGGUCGCGGCGCCAGGGAUGUCGUCGCGAUGGUGGUGCCGUUCCUGAGGGGGGCCGCGUGGGAGCAGCCACCGCCGGACUUGGCCUCGUUCCUGUACAAGAACCGGAUCGUGUACUUGGGGAUGUGCCUCGUUCCGUCGGUCACGGAGCUCAUGCUCGCCGAGUUUCUCUACCUCCAGUAUGACGACGCCGAGAAGCCAAUCUACAUGUACAUCAAUUCCACUGGCACCACCAAGAAUGGCGAGAAGUUAGGCUAUGAGACAGAAGCUCUUGCAGUAUAUGAUGCUAUGAGGUAUGUUAAAGUUCCUAUUUUCACUCUGUGUGUCGGUAAUGCAUGGGGAGAAGCUGCUUUACUCUUAGCUGCUGGCGCUAAAGGUAACCGUGCCGCACUUCCAUCAUCGACAAUAAUGAUAAAACAGCCAAUUGGUCGCUUUCAAGGUCAGGCAACAGACGUUGACAUUGCAAGAAAAGAGAUUCGAAAUGUCAAGAUAGAAAUGGUUAAGCUGCUGGCAAGACACAUUGGUAAACCAAUGGAAGAGAUUGCUCGGGACAUCAGGCGUCCUAAAUACUUUAGCCCCAGUGAAGCUGUGGAUUAUGGCAUCAUCGACAAGGUGAUAUACAACGAGAAAAUCCAGGAAGAUGGCGGUGUUGUGUCAGAACUCAAAAGAUCAAAUUUGAUAUAGCGUUCUUUUUCCACAAGUAGACACGUCUUUGUAUGUUUAGUGGUCAUUCACGUGUGUUUGAGUAUUGAGUAGUUACCACUCGAUCACUCAGUACCUGGUUGUAGAGGCGUAGAGCACAUAGCCAAUGCAUUGAACAAGCAUUUCCUUCCCCCCUCUGCCGUUUCAACGCUGUAUUGCCCUUACCCAACGGGCGUGCUGAAAGAUGAAUUUUGGUAGGUUGUUGAUCGUUGGUGCCCUGUUUGCGUGUUUGUUUUAGCCCGCGGGGAAGCAUAUAGUUUGAUCGUGGC